AUGAAAAUGAGCAGCUCGCUCUACAAACUUGACCCGUUUUUAGAUGUCGACGGAAUUCUACGUGUCGGUGGACGUCUCAGACGUGCAAGCUUGAAAGGAGACGUAAAAUUUCCCAUCAUCCUACCACGAAACAGCCACGUCACCAAGUUGAUUAUCAAGCAUUUCCAUGAGCGUACACAUCAUCAAUGUAAAGGAAUGACCUUGAACGAAGUGCGAUCGAAUGGGUUCUGGGUGCUUAGUGGUUCGUCAGUAGUCGCCAACAUGAUUUCAUCUUGUGUCACGUGCCAAAAACUGCACGGAACAGUACAAGAGCAAAAGAUGUCAGAUUUGCCGGAAGAUCGACUCGAGUCUACUCCACCCUUUACAUACUGCGCCGUGGAUUAUUUUGGGCCGUUCGUCAUUAAAAAAGUAAGGAAGGAGCUAAAGCGAUAUGGCGUGCUCUUUACCUGCAUGGCGUAUUGA
This is a messenger RNA of Stylophora pistillata, 462 nucleotides long. RefSeq lists its product as uncharacterized. The record is from RefSeq and is a predicted model, not a curated record. Lineage: Eukaryota; Metazoa; Cnidaria; Anthozoa; Scleractinia; Pocilloporidae.